AUGAUGAAGGCCUUUGAGCCUUACUUUGAGAUUUUGGAAGCAUACUCCACCAAGGCCAAGAACUAUGUCAAUGAACAUUGUACCAAAUAUGAGUCCUGGCAGCUCAUUGCAUGGAGUGUCACAUGGACCCUGUUGAGACAAGAAAAGUUGAAUAAGGCUAAGGAAGAGAUCAUCAAGAACUUUUCGUUCUUUAAUGUUGACAUAGACUAUGUGAAAACUCUGCCCUCCCAGGGUCUGAGUGCACCUGCAGUUCUGAAGAAACUCAAGGAAUACAGCUCCAUGGAUGUCACCUGGCAAGAAGGAAGAACCUCAGGAGUAGUAUAUAGUGGGGAGCAGACACUCAUAGAGCUGCUUGUGCAGGCUUAUGGAAAUUUUGCAUGGAGUAACCCAUUACAUCCAGAUGUUUUCCCAGGACUGCGUAAACUAGAAGCAGAAGUUGUGAGGAUGAGUUGUUCACUAUUCAAUGGGGGCCCAGAUUGCUGUGGUUGUGUCACCUCUGGGGGAACGGAAAGCAUCCUGAUAGCCUGCAAAGCUUAUCGGGACCUGGCCUUAGCGAAUGGGAUCAAGACUCCAGAAAUUGUGGCUCCCCAAAGUGCCCAUCCCGCAUUUGACAAAGCAGCCAGUUACUUUGGGAUGAAGAUUGUGCGGGUUCCACUGAACAAGAUGAUGGAGGUUGAUGUGCAGGCCAUGAGAAGAGCCAUCUCCAGGAAUACUGCUAUGCUUGUCUGCUCCACCCCACAGUAUCCUCAUGGUGUGAUGGAUCCUGUCUGCGAAGUGGCCAAGCUGGCUGUCAAAUACAAAAUACCCCUUCACGUGGAUGCUUGUCUCGGAGGCUUCCUCAUUGUAUUUAUGGAGAAAGCUGGAUACCCACUGGAGAAGCCAUUUGACUUCCGGGUGAAAGGUGUGACCAGCAUUUCUGCUGAUACCCAUAAGUAUGGCUAUGCCCUCAAAGGCUCAUCAGUUCUGUUAUACAGUGACAAGAAGUAUAGGAACUACCAGUUCUUCAUCGACAUGGAUUGGCAGGGUGGCAUCUAUGCUUCCCCAACCAUUGCAGGCUCACGACCUGGUGGCAUUGUUGCAGCCUGUUGGGCCGCCUUGAUGUACUUCGGUGAGAACGGCUAUGUUGAAGCUACCAAACAGAUCAUCAAAACCACUCGCUUCCUCAAGUCAGAGCUGGAAAACAUCAAAGGCAUCUUUGUUUGGGGGAAUCCCCAGCUCUCAGUCAUUGCUCUGGGCUCCCAUGAAUUUGAUAUCUAUCAACUCUUUAACAUGAUGAAUGCUAAGGGAUGGAAACUGAACGCGAUGCAGUUCCCCCCCAGCAUUAAUUUCUGUAUCACAUUAGUGCAUACCCAGAAAGGAGUGGCAAUUCAGUUCCUAAAAGAUGUCCGGGAAUCUGUCAGUCAAAUCAUGAAGAAUCCCAAAGCCAAGACCACGGGAAUGGGUGCCAUCUAUGGCAUGUUCCAGGCAUCUGGUGACAGGACUUUUGUUGCAGAAAUUUGCUCUUUCUACUUGGACAGCCUGUACAGUACAGACACUGUAACCCAGGGCAACUAGAAGAAUGGCUUUCUAAAACCC
This is a messenger RNA of Perognathus longimembris pacificus (Pacific pocket mouse), 1575 nucleotides long. Its product is annotated as sphingosine-1-phosphate lyase 1-like. Gene Ontology annotation, cellular component: endoplasmic reticulum. Gene Ontology annotation, biological process: carboxylic acid metabolic process; sphingolipid catabolic process. The coding region runs from base 1 to 1554 and encodes 517 amino acids. NCBI's taxonomy places the organism in Eukaryota, Metazoa, Chordata, Mammalia, Rodentia, Heteromyidae. The transcript has 13 exons. The record is from RefSeq and is a predicted model, not a curated record. Gene Ontology annotation, molecular function: pyridoxal phosphate binding; sphinganine-1-phosphate aldolase activity.